CCCAAGCUGUUUGGAGAGGGCAUGGGCCUAUGUACAAAGGGAAACGUUACUCUGCAGCUGAAAGAAAAGUGUCGUCCAGUUUUCUGCCCUAAACGUCCAGUUGCGUACGCUAUGCUGGAUGCAGUCGACAAGGAACUGGACCGGCUGGAGAAGCUAGGAGUCAUCACACCGGUCGAUUUCUCUGACUGGGCCGCACCAAUUGUCGUCGUGCGGAAAGCAAACGGUCAGAUAAGGAUCUGCGGAGAUUACUCGACCGGUCUCAAUGGAGCCUUGCACCCCCAGGAGUACCCGCUUCCACUACCAGCAGAUAUUUUCGCCAGGCUAGGUCGAAAUUGCUGAGCAGAGUCGGAAGUUUCUAACCAUCAACACGCAUAAAGGGCUUUACUCCUACAACCGACUACCACCGGGCAUCAAGG
Anopheles arabiensis is the source of this 416-nucleotide messenger RNA. RefSeq lists its product as uncharacterized. Bases 22 to 339 code for a protein of 105 amino acids. The transcript has 2 exons. NCBI's taxonomy places the organism in Eukaryota, Metazoa, Arthropoda, Insecta, Diptera, Culicidae. The record is from RefSeq and is a predicted model, not a curated record.